AUGGGCUCCAGCAUUGAGCCUGCCCUGGUGCAUCCGGGAGUCUUUGGGAUGUCUGCUGUGAUCCCCCUUCCAGCCCAGCAGCUGCAUCCGGCACAGGAAUGGAGCAGGCAGCAUCUUCUUGGGCUCUGUGCGGCAGGGCCAGGAGGCGUCCUGCCCACUACCCCUCUGCCGGAGACCCUAGCCCUGGGCACCCAGUCUGACUGUGCUGGGCCUGUCUGUUUGUCCAUCCCAGGCUGCCUGUUUGACCGGAGGCUGUGCUCCCCCCAGGAGGUGUGUGUGCAGGAUGGGCUGUUUGGGCAGUGCCAGGUGGGCUCCGUGCAGGACAGACCCUACUUCCAGGUCACCUCGCCCGUGCUGCAGCGCCUGCAGGAUGUCCUGCGGCAUCUCAUGGCACAAGGGCUGUCAUGGCAGGAUGGCAUCACACAGUAUGUGAUCUCUCAGGAGAUGGAGCGUAUCCCCCGCCUCCGCCCACCGCCCUCGCUGGAGCCUGUGGCCAGGGACAGGUUCCUGCCUCUCCGUGGCUCCCCUAGGAGAGCCCUGCACCCCUCAGACGCCGGCCUGCCAGCGGCUCAGCAUCUGGGGCAGCCCCCACCACUGCUGCCCUCCGCCGUGGUGCAGCGGUACCUGGAGCACCUCCUACUGCCCUCAUCACCCCAGCUGGGCUACGAGGAGGCCCUGCUGCACCCCUACUCCUACCACAAGUUGCAGUUUGGCUACCAGGACGGCACUCACCAGCUCCCCGGCAGCUCAGCCAGACAGAGCCCUGAGACCGCUGCGCUGCUGGGCCGGGUCCCUGCCCAGGCCCUUUUUGGGGCUGGCCCUGUGCCCUCCUAUGGUGGGCAGCCAGGAACGGACGGGGGGCAUCUCUUCCAGGACUUGGGUAUGCUAUCCCUGCCCAGAGAGAAAUCUCGCCACCCGGACCCUGCUCACCCUUCCAGCAUGAGGCUCCAGCACAGCUUGCGGCUCCCCAGUGAUUUCAGGGACAUGGAAAGAGAGCAGCCGUCGGCCCUGGCUGCCCAGCCAGCCCCUGUACAGACAGAUGCUGCCCUGAAGAGACUGGGAUCUGUUCUGGCCAGCUAUGGCCUGGGGCUGCCAGAGCUGAGUCCCCAGCAGCUGAGCAGCCUCUCCACCUUCCUUCAGCUGCUCCAGGGCCCUGGUGCCUCUGGCCCCGAGGUACCUGCAGCAAAGAGGGUGACAGAGGGGGACAUGCAGCAUGGAGAGGAGCCGGAGCCCCCUUCCUCCACAGUGCCUCCCCCCAAAAUCCCAGCCAGCAGCUCCCCAGCAGAUGGGCUGGGGGUCAGGGCAGGACACACACCAGCCCCUCAGGCAAAGCCGCAGCAGGGGCACGGUGGGGACAUGCUCAGCCCUGGGAAGCUAGUCACAGUGGCGAAGAAGAGCUACACAGCGGCAAGUGACGCUGGGGAGCAGCAGGGCAUGCGGCCGGCUGACGAGUAUGGCUACAUCAUCACGGACCAGAAGCUGGGAGGCUGGGACAGGCUCAGACAUAGUCCUGCAGUCUCCAUGCCAGACGGGCACGUGCCCAACCACAUCUGUGCACGCUUAUGUGCAAAGCAGCUGCCUGCAGAGCAAGUAAAGGCAGAGCUGGAGGCAGAGCUCGGCCUGAAGAUCAUGCAAACAGGAGUGGGACAGCGAAAUGAGGCGGCCACCUACCCGCACCCCUUGCGCUUUGGGGACAGCUUCCACUCGGUGCUGCUCACCUUCAUCGCACUGGCCUGCGUGGCGGGCAUCACCAGCGUCUCGUCCCAGUUCAGCGACGCCCCGCAGCCCAGCCCCAGCUCCCACAGCAGCACGCCGUCCUGGUGCGAGGAGCCCGUGCAGUCCAACAUGGACAUCUCCACCGGACACAUGAUCCUGGCAUAUAUGGAGGACCACCUCCUCAACACGGCACUAGCCAACCUGAAGAAGAACCGCAACCCGGACUACGUGCCCUAUGACCAUGUGCGGAUCAAGCUGAAAGCCGAGAGCAACCCGUCCCGCAGCGACUUCAUCAAUGCCAGCCCUAUUAUUGAGCACGACCCACGGAUGCCAGCUUACAUCGCCACACAGGGGCCGCUGUCCCACACCAUUGCCGAUUUCUGGCAGGUGAGUGCCAGUGCACCGGGGGAGAGGGUGCCGCUCCGGCAUGCGUGCCCUGGGACCCAAAGCUGGGACCUCUGCACUCCUCUGGGGCGAUGGGGCUGCUCACCCAACUGUGGUAUGCCCUGCUGCUGCCCCAGCUCCCUCCACUGUGGUCUUAAGUGUGACAUCUCCUGGCCUGGCCUGGCCCUCAGCCACUUGGCCCCUCCAGGCCCUUCCAGUGGGGGGCACGCACCCUUCCCCAGGGACUGGGUCCUGCCCAGCCCUGGCCGUGCACCUGCUACCGGCCCACCCUGA
Struthio camelus australis is the source of this 2394-nucleotide messenger RNA. The record is from RefSeq and is a predicted model, not a curated record. Lineage: Eukaryota; Metazoa; Chordata; Aves; Struthioniformes; Struthionidae.